Molecule: messenger RNA, 1863 nt
Organism: Eurytemora carolleeae
Lineage: Eukaryota; Metazoa; Arthropoda; Copepoda; Calanoida; Temoridae
Product: protein hu-li tai shao
Exons: 20
Coding region: 190-1848 (552 amino acids)
Cellular component (GO): postsynaptic density; plasma membrane; cytoskeleton
Molecular function (GO): actin filament binding
Source: RefSeq, a predicted model, not a curated record
UGUCCGCCAUUACUAGGUGUGUGUGUUGUAUGCAUUUGGUGGCUGGAGCUCAAUUGAAAGUGAUGAUGAGCCAAAUUAUGUGAAUUUAAAGAAUAUUGGUGAUUUUAUAGUGUUGAUGAUCAAAUGUGAAUAAACUUCGUAACCUAAAUAAUACAGAACAGAAAAUACAAGUUUUGAAAUCGUUAAAUCAUGACAGAACAGAAAGUUAAUGGGGUCAAUGGGACCUGCUCAGAUGAUGAGGAGGAGAAGUCCCAGAGGCCGGUAGAUAUAGAGGCUGAUGUUCGGGAGAUGGAGAGAAGGAAGAGGGUGGAGGCCAUCAUGCACAGCAAGAUGUUCCGUGAGGAGCUGGAGCGUGUGGUUGGAGACAGCCUGAGAGAAGGUGGAGCUGACGGUAUCUCCGCUCUUCUUAGCGAUGUCAUGAAUAUUAAAUCUGGAAGUCCGAGCGCGGUAAUACCAAUAAAUGAUAUUAGAGGUCUUGACUCUCUUGUUUACGCUAAAGGGGAGAAACAGCUCAGGUGUAAGCUGGCAGCUGUUUACAGAUUAAUAGAUUUACAUGGCUGGACUCAAGGAAUAUAUAAUCAUGUCACGGCACGCAUCAGUCAAGACACUGAACACUUUCUGUUAAAUCCGUUCGGAGUUCUCUACAACGAGGUCACGGCCUCCAGCCUCGUUAAAGUCAAUAUGCAGGGAGAAACCGUUGAAGAGGGAACUACAAACUUUGGCGUGAACAAGGCGGGCUUCGUCCUUCAUUCGGCGAUUCAUGCCGCUAGACCGGACAUUAAGUGUAUUAUUCACCUACACACUCCAAACAUUGUCGCGGUUUCCACUAUGAAGUGUGGACUGAUGCCCCUGUGUCAGGAGGCAUGUUUGAUUGGAGAUGUUUCCUACCAUUCAUACAGAGGUUUGGUGGUGGACGAGGAGGAAAAGAUUUCUCUUGCUAAAGAUCUCGGGCCUAAUAACAAGGUUAUGUUCCUGCGUAACCAUGGUGUUGUAUGCUGUGGGCGGACUAUUGAGGAGGCGUGGUUGAUUACUUACCACACUGUACUAGCUGUAGAUACACAGUUGAAGAUGAUGCCCUACGGGAUGGAUAAUCUGGUCCUGAUAGAUGAGGAUACACGAGCCCGUGUAUAUGAACAGGGUAUGCGAGGUGGAGGUGGUGUCAACAUAUCCAAGAAGGACUGGGGGGUCGGGGAGCUCGAAUUCGAGGCUCUGAUGAGGAUGCUCGAUAAUUCAGGUUUCCGUUCUGGAUAUGUUUACAUUGAACCCCUGGUUAAAAAGGAACCAGCACGUCAGAUAAGUGAUGUUGAGUUACCUCCCACUGUUUCCAAUCUUGGAUAUCUGCUAGAGGAAGAGGAACUCUACAAGGAUGGUCCUCUUCAGAGCUUACUUGCGCAGAUGGCGCGUGCCAGCAGAAGCAGUAACAAAACCAAAUGGGUCAACUCGCCUAAUGUCUACCAAAAGGUUGAAGUCCUAGAAACUGGAACUACUGAUCCAAAGAAGAUCACCAAGUGGGUUUCUGACGGAAGUCCUUCACACAACAAUGCCAUCAAGAUUGAGAAACCAAACCAGUUCGUUCCACUCAACACAAACCCCAGGGAGUUCAAGAAGGUUCAGAAAAUGAUGAAGGAGGGAAGGAGAAUCGGAGGUGUACACGCUGGUCCUGAGAGCCGAGUAUUGGAAGGUGUAAGCUGGGAUGAAGCAAGGCAGAUGCAGGAUGCUCAGCCAUCAAAUCUAGGAGAUAAUCAUUACGAGAUGAAGGUUGGAGCCGCCAGUAAAGGAAUUAUUCAAAGAGAUUUCCAGCAUCACGCUACAGUCUACAAAUCGCCGUAUGCUAAGGUAUUUGAUUAAAGAAUUGGGCUCCAU